AUGACGUCCAAGCACCAACAUCAAGAACAAGGACAAGGAAAAAAUAAAGCAGUUACUUUAAUAAUAUGUGUUUGUGGAUUAUAUGGAACAUUUUUAACUUGGUCGAUUUUACAAGAACGUAUAAAUACAAAACCAUAUGGUGAUGAUAAUAAUGAAUAUUUCAAAGCACCAAUAAUUAUAAAUUUAAUUCAAGCAUUAUUUGCCUCAAUAAUUGGUUUCAUAUAUAAUUAUGUCACCAUCACAUCAACCACCAAAUUCAAAUCAUCACCAAAAGGAGAAGGAUUGCAGGAUUCCAACAACAACAAUAAUAAUCCAUUUUCUAUAUUUAUCACUAAUGGAAAACAAAAUUAUAAUGUUUUAAAAUUUAUGAUUUUAAUUUCAAUUACUUCUAGUAUUGCCUCACCAAUUGGUUAUAAAUCAUUAAAACAUUUAGAUUAUUUAGCUUAUUUAUUAGCAAAAUCAUGUAAAUUAAUUCCAGUUAUGAUAGUUCAUUUUAUAUUUUAUCAAACUAAAUUCCCCAAUUAUAAAUAUUUAGUAGCUGGAUUAGUCACUUUAGGGGUUAUUUUAUUUACUAUGGCUCAUGCUACUACCAAAACCAAAAUUAAUGAUGGUAAUACAUUAUUAGGAUUGACUUAUUUAAUUGGAUCAAUGAUAUUAGAUGGAUUAACUAAUUCAACUCAAGAUCAAUUAUUUAAAUUACCUUUAGAAAAUAAAUUAACUAGUGGGAAAUUAAUGUCAUUAUUAAAUUUAUUCAUCUUUAUUUGGACAAGUUUAUAUACUGUUAUUUUCCAUAAAGUUGAAAUUGAUUAUACAAUUAAUUUCAUUAAUAAUUAUCCCGAAUUAUUGAUUGAUAUUAUGGGAUUUGCUAUUUGUGGUGCAAUUGGACAAGUAUUUAUAUUUAUUAUUCUUGAAAAAUUUGAUUCAAUCAUUUUAAUAACUGCCACAGUGACAAGGAAAAUGUUAAGUAUGAUUCUUAGUGUGAUUUUAUUUGGUCAUCAUUUAAGUUGGGAACAAUGGGUUGGUGUUGGAUUAGUAUUUGGUGGUAUUGGACUAGAAGCUUUCAUUAAAUUUAAACAACAACAACAACAACAAAGUCAAAAGAAUCUUAAAUCAAAAGUAGCAUAG
Messenger RNA from Candida dubliniensis CD36, 1125 nucleotides. It is a transcript of the gene HUT1, whose product is annotated as Hut1p. The coding region runs from base 1 to 1125 and encodes 374 amino acids. Gene Ontology annotation, biological process: UDP-galactose transmembrane transport. The transcript has a single exon. NCBI's taxonomy places the organism in Eukaryota, Fungi, Ascomycota, Pichiomycetes, Serinales, Debaryomycetaceae. The record is from RefSeq and is a predicted model, not a curated record. Gene Ontology annotation, molecular function: UDP-glucose transmembrane transporter activity; UDP-galactose transmembrane transporter activity. Gene Ontology annotation, cellular component: Golgi membrane; endoplasmic reticulum membrane.